ACUAAUUAAAUUUCACACUUUUUUCUCUCUGUCUUUUCUAUUUCGCUUUCUCUUUCUUACAAAGUCUUAAAAAACUCUCCAAUUGUUGUUGCUUUGUCUGGUUCUUUCUCCAAACCAGAACGCUACCGGCGAGCAUAAUCUCGCCGGCAAAUUGCCCUACGCUGGCCGGAAUCUCUAUUUUCCACCACCGAAUUCCGAUCUCUUAUUCCCUUUUUCUCAAUUUUUUUCGCCAGUGUUUGGGUCCUCAAAAACAAAAAUUAAUAAAUAAUUUUUUGCCUCAUUUUUAUUCUUUUAUUGUUGUUAAAGCAAUGCAUAGAAAAGAGGUGAGAUUGUUUUAAAAAAUAAAUAAUGGGAUCACCUGUUUCUGAAUUCCUUCUUAUGUCUUAGACCUCUUUCAAAGAUUCAAUUUUUCAUCUUUUUUCUUCUUACCCUUUCUCUAUUCCUUUGAGAAUUAAGAGUUUUGAAGUUUUUUCUAUUUGUUGGAGAAAGAUGGUGUUUGAAUUCAGAUUAAGAUGUUGAUGAGUAGAGUCCAAAGAAGCUAGCAGCAAGUGAGGAACUUUUCAGCAAUACAAAAAUUAUUUUUUUUCUUCCAGAUUUUGUGGACUCUGUGCUGCAGGGAUGCCUUUUCAAGUGAUGGAUCAAAGGGGUGUUUCUGACUCCUCCCAUUUUUUUGAUGAUAUUGCCUUUCAUUCUGAGAGCAAUGCUGGAUUAAGAAAGCCAAAAUACUUCCAAGUAUCAAUUUUAUCAGGAAAGAAUGGGAUGAUAGCACCGCCUGGCAGCACUUUGAGUGCUUCAUCACCCUUUGAAGUAAAUGCAAAAUCUGGAUUGCCGAUGUCACAGACUAAUCUAUCUGAGGAAAGUGUAGAAAAGCUACCUUUUGCUGGAGAAGAAGGAAUCACUGGUGUAUUAAAGGGUUCCAUGGAAUCGUUGCAUUAUAAUCCCGAAUCAUGGUCUGAUGUGUUUAUGCAGUCAGCACCUACCUCAUAUCGUCUGAUUGGGAACAAGGUUGUCGCCAACAAUGUUGUCCAGCGUGAAAGUAGUCUAUUCUCAAGCUCACUGUCUGAUAUGUUUAGCAAAAAAUUAAAUUUAUUGGGGAAUGAUGUUCUGUCCGAUCACCACACUACUAUUGAUUCCCUUCUGGUGGAAGAACCAUAUAAAUCUCUCGAAGAUAUGGAGGCUGACUCUAUAAGGAAUCUCCUUCCUGAUGAAGAUGAUCUAUUUUCCGGUGUUGCUGACGAGUUAGGUUACAAUUUUCGUGCUAGAACAAAUGAUGACUUGGAAGAUUUUGAUUUGUUUAGCAGUGGAGGAGGUAUGGAGCUGGAAGGAGACGAACAUUCAAGUUCAAUGAAACGAACAAGUGGUCUGGAUGGAGAUUAUGGUUUGUUUGGAGGUUCUAAAGGAAAGCUUCCUUUUGAUGAACAGCCUUCUAGAACACUUUUUGUUAGAAACAUUAAUAGCAGCGUAGAAGACUUCGAGCUAAAGACUCUAUUUGAGAAAUAUGGAGAUAUCCGAACCAUGUAUACAGCUUGCAAGCAUCGCGGGUUUGUUAUGAUUCAUUAUUAUGACCUAAGGGCUGCACAAAACGCAAUGCAAGCACUUCAAAAUAAGCCAUUGAGGUCAAGGAAACUCGAUAUACAUUAUUCAAUUCCGAAGGUCAACGCUCCAGAGAGGGAUAUCGGCCAUGGUACGCUGAUGUUAACUGCUCUUGAUCCAUCUGUUACGAAUGAUGAUCUUAAACAUAUUUUUGGAUUUUAUGGAGAAAUUAAAGAAAUCUAUGAAAAUCCAGAACUGAAGCAUCUCAAAUUUGUUGAGUUUUAUGAUGUGCGAGCUGCAGAAGCUGCGCUUCGGGCAUUGAACAGGAUUGACAUUGCUGGGAAGCAGAUCAAGCUUGAACCUGGCCAUCCUAGGUUCGCGACAUGUCUGAUGCAGCAGACUCACAAGGGACAAGAUGAACGGGAUCUUGGUCAUAGCAUUAUUGACAACAUGUCGUUAAGACAAAAGCCAACACUGUCUUCUGGAGUAAUCGGUUCUGGCUUCUUGGACAAUGGAUAUAGCCAGAGAUUUCAAUCUGCAAUGCGGCAACCUUUGAAUGCAUUUAUUGAUAAUAAUGCAUUCUUUUCUACCGAUUCUAGCGUUCACAACACUGUGAGAGGGGCGUCCAUUGGAAAAGUUUCUGAGUCCCGAAACCUUGUCGAUGCAAUGAAAUUUGCAUCUAGUCCAACAUUUCAUCCUCAUUCUUUACCAGAGUAUCAUGGUAGUUUCGCUAAUGGUAGUUCGUAUAACUUUUCUAGCACCAUUAGCAACAAAGCUGGUAAUAUAGGUGCUGGAGGAGUGACAGAAGCCUCUAAUGGCAGGCAUAUUCAAGGAAUAAGCUCAAUUGGGAACUUAGCUGAAUUCAAUGGUGGAGGUUUAUCAGGAAAUGGGAUGCGCCCACAUCAUGGACUUAAUCAAAUGUGGAGCAACCCAAAUUUCCAUCAGCAACCUUCAUCAAGCCCCGUGCUCUGGCAGAAAACGCCGUCAUUUGUUAAUGGUGGCGCUCCUGGCCUGUCUCAGAUGUCAAGCUUUGCUAGAACACCGCCGCAUCAUAUGCUGAGAACACCACAGAUGGACCAUCAUGUUGGAUCAGCGCCGGUUGUUACAGCCUCGCCCUGGGAAAGGAAAAAUUCUUACUUGGGAGAGUCUCCUGAGGCUUCUGGUUUUCAUGGCUCUUGGCAAAUGCGCCCGACGGACUUUUCUCCUCAUAAUAAGAUGUUUUCUCAUGUUGGUGGGACUGGUGUUGAACUCUCGUCCAGUGCUGGGCAGAGCUCGCCUAAUCAGUUGUCACAUAUUCUCUAUGGGAGACAACAUCCGACGACUUCAAUGUCAAAAUUUGAUUCUACCAAUGAACGAAUGAGAAACCUUUAUACUCGUAAAAGUGCUGUUAGUGAAGCAAACACCAACAAUGUUAUUGCUGAUAAAAAACAAUAUGAACUUGACCUUGGCCGCAUAUUGCGUGGGGAAGACUGCCGAACUACUCUUAUGAUAAAAAACAUUCCCAACAAGUAUACUUCAAAGAUGCUGCUUGUUGCCAUAGAUGAGCAAUGUCGCGGAACUUAUGAUUUUCUGUAUUUACCAAUAGACUUCAAGAACAAAUGUAAUGUUGGAUAUGCAUUCAUAAAUAUGACUGAUCCUGGCCAAAUUAUUCCUUUCCACCAGGCUUUCCAUGGUAAAAAAUGGGAGAAGUUUAACAGUGAAAAAGUAGCCUCACUUGCAUAUGCUCGAAUUCAAGGAAGAUCUUCUCUUGUUGCUCAUUUCCAGAAUUCCAGCCUGAUGAAUGAAGAUAAACGUUGCCGCCCUAUUCUCUUCCACACAGAAGGCCCAAAUGCCGGUGAUAUGGAGCCUUUCCCUGUUGGUGCCAAUGUUAGAGUGAGACCUGGAAAAUCUCGCAACGCUGGCAGCGUAGAGGAGAAUCGGAGCCAAGUGAGUACUUCUUCAACUAUAGCAAGCGGAGAAGAGUCUGCAAAUGGAAUAGAAGAAGACUCUUCAAGAAACUCUGACUGAAAUUGCAUAACUGUUCUUCAAUAUCAACAACCCCCAUGUAUAUUGACAUGAGGAAAAGGGGCUCACAAUUUUUUUCACCUUUUAGAGAAGAGCCUCACUCAGUUUUCAGAGGAUGAGGUACAUAACCACAAUGAAUGAAGUUUAAUGUCUAGUAGUAUUUUUGGUAUAUGUUCCUAAAUUUUUGGAUGGAGUCUUUGCUAUUUAUCUCACAAGUUUAGAGAAUGGAGGCUCAAAAUUUUGGAUAGCUGUGAGAACAAUUUGCAUACACGAGUUUCCCUUGAGUUUCACAUCAUUGAUGAUUUCAAGGGUACUUGACUGAUUUUGUUUGUCCAUUAUUGUCUUGUUGUUCAUAUGUACUUUUUGUUUUCUCAAUUCCGGAGUUUUUGUACCCUUGUGGGGUCAGUUUUUGUCCGUAGAUCAUUGUUGAGGGAACAUAUUUUAAAUUGCAAUAUUUUAGUUACCAUAUGUUAGUACUUUCCUAUUUUUGUA
This is a messenger RNA of Cicer arietinum (chickpea), 4029 nucleotides long. Its product is annotated as protein MEI2-like 1. The record is from RefSeq and is a predicted model, not a curated record. NCBI's taxonomy places the organism in Eukaryota, Viridiplantae, Streptophyta, Magnoliopsida, Fabales, Fabaceae. Gene Ontology annotation, molecular function: RNA binding.